UUCUGCCAAAUGGGCCCUCCGGUAGCUGAGCGUCGCAGAAGUGUUCCGCGCGUGCGAGUGCCGGGAGCCACGUGGGGCCCAGGCGCGUUUCCGGUGCCGGCAGCAGCAGGCGGAGUUGAAGCUUAAGCAGCUGGAAGGGACCAUGGCCAACAGUGAGCGCACCUUUAUUGCCAUCAAGCCUGAUGGGGUCCAGCGCAGCCUUGUGGGAGUGAUCAUCAAGCGUUUUGAGCAGAAGGGGUUCCGCCUUGUUGCUAUGAAAUUGAUGCACGCUUCUGAAGACCUCCUGAAGCAACACUACAUUGACCUGAAGGACCGUCCAUUCUUUGCCGGCCUGGUGAAAUACAUGCACGCAGGGCCAGUGGUUGCCAUGGUCUGGGAAGGGCUGAACGUUGUGAAGACAGGCCGAGUGAUGCUCGGAGAGACCAAUCCUGCAGACUCCAAGCCUGGGACCAUCCGUGGGGACUUUUGCAUCCAAGUUGGCAGGAACAUUAUCCAUGGCAGUGAUUCUGUGGAGAGUGCGGAGAAGGAGAUUGGCUUGUGGUUUCGCCCCGAGGAGCUGGUAGAUUACAGGAGCUGUGCGCAGAGCUGGAUCUAUGAGUGACACGGAGGCUUCCCACCGCGCAUUUCCUGCUCCCUGUCCUCCAUUCCCAGAGACAGGGAGGGACAGGGACAGGAUACAACAAGUUUAGUUAUUUCUGAGAACUUCCUCAUAACCUGGAGGGCAACUUUUGGAGCUGUGAGUGCUCCCUGUACAGUGUUAUGUGCUACCAUCAGAUUAAAAUGUUUCAUCCCAACAUAGGA
Molecule: messenger RNA, 801 nt
Organism: Manis javanica (Malayan pangolin)
Lineage: Eukaryota; Metazoa; Chordata; Mammalia; Pholidota; Manidae
Product: nucleoside diphosphate kinase A
Biological process (GO): GTP biosynthetic process; CTP biosynthetic process; UTP biosynthetic process
Molecular function (GO): nucleoside diphosphate kinase activity
Source: RefSeq, a predicted model, not a curated record